AUCCAAGAAUCCAAGGGAACGAUUCCCUGUUGAUCCGCUUGACACCGCGGGGGACAGCCGUCUCACGUCAAGAUAAUUCCCGUAAAUUAAAAUUUACAAACAAAAACCUUGCCCCAACCAAAAAGGUUGUGUUCACAAAAUUUUUGCUAAGUAAAUUUAGUUGAAUAAAAAUGCCACGUGGUAAAUUUGUCAAUCACAAGGGACGUAAUCGUCAUUUUACGAACCCUGAGGAGCUCGAGGAACAGAGGAGAGCGGACGAGGAGAAGAGAAGGUGGAGGCAACAAAAGGGCGGCGACUCCUCCAGUGAGGAAGAGGAACAGCCGAAGAAGGCCGGCAAGGCGAAACAGGCGUCGGAAUCUGAGAGUGAGAGCGAGUCGGAGUCUUCAGAGUCUGAGAAUGAGGGAAAGGCGAAGGGAGUUGAAGCUUUAAUUGAGGUGGAGAAUCCCAACAGAGUCCAGAAAAAAGCAAAGAAACUUUCAACGUUGAAUAAUGAUUUAGCGCAACAAUCGUCGAAGCCUGAGUUAUCUCGACGAGAAAGAGAACAAUUAGAAAAACAGCGUGCCUACGCGAAUUAUCAGAAGCUCCAUGCCGCUGGUAAGACCGAUGAGGCACGUGCAGACCUAGCACGAUUAGCCAUAAUUAAGCAACAGAGAGAAGAAGCUGCUAAACGAAGGGAGGACGAGAAGAAGCAGAAGGAACAGGCUGCCCAGAAGAAGACGGAAGCGACGCAAAAAGCCCUGGGCAAACGAACCUGAAGAAUAAUUUUGUAAUUCCAUUUAUUUUUGAUUUAAAAAAAAAAACAACGGAUUAACCCAUCUUGUAUACCACUGAUGUUAUGCUAAUGCCUUGUCAUAAGGUUCAAUCUUACAAUUCUUUCUUAUGUAUCAAUAAAAUCUACAGAAGAAUCUAUUACAUAUGACAAAAUGAA
Messenger RNA from Diachasma alloeum, 928 nucleotides. Its product is annotated as 28 kDa heat- and acid-stable phosphoprotein. Gene Ontology annotation, cellular component: cytosol. Bases 171 to 755 code for a protein of 194 amino acids. The record is from RefSeq and is a predicted model, not a curated record. Gene Ontology annotation, molecular function: RNA binding. NCBI's taxonomy places the organism in Eukaryota, Metazoa, Arthropoda, Insecta, Hymenoptera, Braconidae. The transcript has 5 exons.